Molecule: messenger RNA, 246 nt
Organism: Rodentolepis nana
Lineage: Eukaryota; Metazoa; Platyhelminthes; Cestoda; Cyclophyllidea; Hymenolepididae
Source: the annotation of a GenBank genome assembly
AUGGGUGCUCAAAUAGAGAAUAAAAGUAUAACCGAGUAUGUUUACACUUCAAUUGUCACCAACAGCCGCCAUAGCAGGAUGGGGCGAAUUUCUAUUGGUUACAGCAAUACUAUUUGCACCACCAUUCCUUCCAUUGAUCUCUUUGCUAUCAAUAUGGGGGAGAUUACGUUCAGCAAAGAGGGUGUAGCCCUUGGAUCGCACCACACCACGAUUUUUAUAGUACUCUGCAUAGCUCAUCAACCAUGA